Molecule: messenger RNA, 1605 nt
Organism: Kalmanozyma brasiliensis GHG001
Lineage: Eukaryota; Fungi; Basidiomycota; Ustilaginomycetes; Ustilaginales
Product: Ergosterol biosynthesis ERG4/ERG24
Exons: 1
Coding region: 1-1605 (534 amino acids)
Biological process (GO): ergosterol biosynthetic process
Cellular component (GO): endoplasmic reticulum membrane
Molecular function (GO): Delta24(24-1) sterol reductase activity
Source: RefSeq, a predicted model, not a curated record
AUGGCCGACUCAGCUGGUCUUCGCACCAGGAGAGCAACCGCAAAGGCGGCGGCUGCUACUCCCAACGGCAAGAGCAAGGCUCCUACCGCUGCCCAGAAGCGCGCCGCUGUCAAAGACGAAGACGACUUUGAGGAGAAGAAGAACUACAAGCCCAACCACUCGUACAUGCAUGUCGAUCUCAACGAUGAUCAGAUCAUGGGCGGCGGCAAGCAGCAGACCCUCGUCAAGUACUCGCCUGGCAUCGUCAUCUCGGAGCAGGGUCGCGAGACCGACAAGAAGCUCGACGAGCACUCGGAUUGGGAGUUUGGCGGCCCCUGGGGUGUCACUGCCAUGAUGACGCUCUUCCCUUUGCUCAUGUACUACCUUUGGAUCUGCCUCUGGUUCUACGAUGGCAAGCUCGUCAUCCCCAACUCGGUCAGCGACAUCUGGCCCUUCUUCCAACGCAUGGGCGCUCACGUACGCGACGACGCCUUCCCUACCAAGCGCGCUUUCGCUGGCUACGGUGGUCUGAUGGUCUUCCAGUUCCUCUUGGCUGUCGUCAUGCCCGGCUACAUGCAGGAGGGCCUUCCCGUGCCAUCGCUCGGAUACAAGACGCUCAUGUACAAGUGCAACGCCCUCUCGUCGUUCUACGUCACCCUCGUCACCUGCGCGGUGCUGCACACCACGGGUCUCUACCGUCUCACCACCAUCAUCGAGCACUUUGGCGAGUACAUGACCGUCUCCAUGAUUGCCGGAUACGCCGUGUCGGCUGCCACCUACUACCACGCCGUGUUCACCAACACCACCCACCGCAUGUCGGGCAAUUUCGCCUACGACUUUUUCAUGGGUGCCGCGCUCAACCCUCGCAUCGGCGUGGUUGACCUCAAGAUGUGGGCUGAAGUGCGCAUCCCGUGGGUGCUGCUCUUCCUCAUCAGCGUCAGCGGUGCCUGCAAGCAGUACGAGGUGUAUGGAUACGUGACGCCCAACAUGGCCUUCAUGGUGCUGGCCACGGGACUCUACAUCAACGCGUGCGGCAAGGGCGAGGAGUGCAUCCCGCAGACGUGGGACAUGUUCCACGAGAAGUGGGGGUUCAUGGUCAUCUUCUGGAACUUUGCCGGUGUGCCCUUCACGUACUGCUACAGCAUCGUCUACAUGGCCGCACACCCGCCUUCGUACUACAAGUUCAGCACGCCCACGUACGUCUUCAUGUUCUCGCUGCUGAUCUUUGCGCACUACGUCUUUGACUCGUCGAUGGCGCAAAAGUCGCGCUUCCGCAUGCAGCUGCAGGGGACGUACAAGUACCGCUACACUUUCCCGCAGUGGCCGUGGUCGACGCUCAAGGACCCUCGCUACCUGCAGACCGAACACGGCAACGCGCUGCUGAUCGACGGCUGGUGGCAGUUCCUCCGCAAGCCCAACUACACGGCCGACUGGACCCAGGCGUUCCUUUGGGGCGCCAUCGCCGGCACCCGCUCCAUCAUCCCCUACUACUACUCGGUCUUUUUCCUGGCGGUGCUGACGCACAGGUGCGGACGAGACUUUGAGAGAUGCGGCAAGAAGUACGGCAAGGACUGGGACAAGUACUGCACCAUUGUCAAGUACGCCUUCAUUCCUUUCGUCUACUAG